Messenger RNA from Myxocyprinus asiaticus (Chinese sucker), 3010 nucleotides. RefSeq names its product phospholipase A and acyltransferase 4-like. Gene Ontology annotation, molecular function: A2-type glycerophospholipase activity; glycerophospholipid phospholipase A1 activity. Gene Ontology annotation, cellular component: cytoplasm. Gene Ontology annotation, biological process: N-acylphosphatidylethanolamine metabolic process. The transcript has 4 exons. The record is from RefSeq and is a predicted model, not a curated record. The coding region runs from base 132 to 644 and encodes 170 amino acids. NCBI's taxonomy places the organism in Eukaryota, Metazoa, Chordata, Actinopteri, Cypriniformes, Catostomidae.
ACUAUAAGAAAAAAAGCCCUUCCAAACAAGUCCUUCUGCUGGUCGUUGUGUGACCACACCUUCAAGGCUUGGCAGAGUAAAUUAAAUUCUGUUGUAUAGUUUCUACCCCAUACAACUAACCAGCAACAGAGAUGGAGUACGCAGAACAGGUUGCUCAAAUUGUAUCCACCGCACAUUUCGGAGAUUUGAUUGAAUUCUCUUAUCCCAUUGGCUACUCACACUGGGGCGUGUACGACGGAGAUGGAUACGUCAUUCACUUCGGGGUUGCCGAUGAAAGUCAGGUGAUGAGUACAUUUCGGAGUUGCCUGCAGAAUAUCUUUCCUGUGUGUGGUGACCUUUUGCUUGGAGAGACUAAGAUACGCCGUCAGCUUCUAUCUGAAGUUACUGUACCUAAAGGAGCUCGUCUUUCAGUGGGCAACAGCUGCCAUGCUUUCCAGCCUUCACCUGAGGAUGACAUAAGACGACGACGAGAUGGUCUACUAGACAGGGAGUUUACCUACAAGCUCUUAUCAUUUAACUGUGAGCACUUUGCCACAUUUGUCCGGUAUGGAAAAGCUGUGUGCAAUCAGAUCCCAGGGAGGGCCAAAAACAAGGAAUGUGUGGAUGCAACAGAACUGUUUAGUUGCCUUGUGCCAUCGUAUUAAUCUUAAUGCCAGGAACAACAAAUUAUCACAAGCAUAUAUUUUAUUUCACUAAGGAAAGAGCUCUUCAACAUGUCAAUAAAAUGUACAUAGAAUAUUCUUGUAAAGAUGUGUGACGUGUCUCUGACACAUCUUUCCACAUUCCUAACUUAUUUGGCACCUGCCCUCACAUAUUUACCAUAGGUUACACCAAACUGUUACACUGUUACUGUUUUGUUCAGUUACUAUUAUUCUGCCCUCGCCAUUAUUAUUUUAAUAGAUUAAAAUGAUCCAUCCACCCAUCUUAUAUAGCCGCUUGUCCUAUACAGGGUAGUGCUGGAGCCUAUACCAGCUGUCUCCAGCCAAAGGCAGGGAAACACCCUGGACAGGUAGCCAGUCCAUCACAGGGCAACACACACAGACAUACACAUUCACACUCACAAUUCACUUAAAGGAAUAGUUUACCCAAAAAAGAAAAAUGGCUGAUAAUGUACUCACCCUCAGGCCAUCCAAGAUGUAUCUGAGUUUCUUUCUUCAUCAAAAUAGAAUUUAAGACUUUUAGGAUUUAAUUUCAGGCCUCCAGCUCUAAACAACGCAAGUGAAUGUCCUCCAUUUUUUGACGGUCCAAAAUGCAUAUUUAGAGUGCAUCAAAAUAAUCCACACGACUCCAGUCGACAAAUAAAGUUCUUCUGAACCCAAACGAUUGAUUAUUUUUAGAAACAAAACAAUACUUAUAUACUUUUUAACACAAAUGUUCACUUCCGUACAUCUCUGUGAUGUGUGCACAUGAGAGGGAUGACGUAAGCUCGUUGGUAAGGUCACACGUUACGUGGAGGAGUCAAGAAGUGUGUCAUUAUUUACAUUGUUGUUUUAUUAUUAUUAUUUGGAAAUUAUUUUUUAUUUUAUUUGAUAUUGUUUUGAAAUUGUUUUGGACUGUUUUGGUUUGUGAACAUCACAAAUUUCUCUUGAAAACAAUGACACACUUCUUGACCUCCACGUGAUCAGCUGUUUUGAUGAAGAAAGAAACUCAGAUACAUCUUGGAUGGCCUGAGGGUGAGUAAAUUAUCUGCAAAUUUUCAUUUUUGGCUGAACUAUUCCUUUAACCUGCAUGUUUUUUUGGACUGUGAGGGAAACCGGAGCACCCGGAGGAAACCCACACGAUCACGGGGAGAACAUGCAAACUCCACACAGAAAGGCCCAGUUGAGCCGGGACCUUCUUGCUGUGAGGUGACAGUGCCACCCACUGAGCCACCAUGCUGCCCCAGAUUAAAAUUAUUGAUACAUUAAUUAAGUAAAUAAUUGUUAAGAAAAUUAUUUUAAGAUUCCAGAAGUUUAAAAAACUGAAUGUUUUUCAAUAAAAACAACAGCUGUUGAAGGGAAUUGUUAAAUUCAAACAUGAAAUAUGAUGUCAGUUGACAUGUACAUCUUAAUUUCAUUUAAAGGAAUAUUCUGGGUUUAAUGCAAGUUAAGCUCAAUCAGUUGUGGCAUAAUAAAUUAACAAAAAAAUAUUUAAUUGUCCCUUCUUUUCUUUAAAAAAAUAAGGACAAAUAACUAGGUUACGGUGAGGCACUUACAAUGGAAGUGAAUGGGAUCAAUCCGUAAACAUUAAAAUACUCACUGUUACAAAAGUAUAGCCUCAAGACGUAAACAAUUACAUAUUAACAUGAUUUUAGUCUGAUAAAAUCACUUACAAACCUUUUCUGUGUAAAGUUAUGUUCAAUUUUACAACUUCGUUGCCAUGACGCUGUAACGCUGUAAACCCUAAAAACGACAGCUUAACAUCUUAGAUAAUUAAGAAUAAUUAAAUGCAAUAAAUAAUUAAUUGAAGAAGAAUUAAUGUGCUUUUAUCAAAUUAUAAGCUUUAUAUUUCUACCUUUAAACUCUCUUAAAAAUGACCCCAUUCACUUCCAUUGUAAGUGCCAAACUGUAUCGUCGAUUUUUUCUUUAUUUUAUUUUUAAUUUGUUUUUAAAAAAGGAGGGACGAGACAAAGUUGUUUUUUGUGGUAAUCAACAUUAUGCCACAAAUGCUGUCGAUUGAGCUUAACUUGCAUUGAACUUGGAACCUUCCUUUAAUUGAGGUAGAUUAUAAUAACAGGCCUAUAGCUUAUUAUUAUCAUUAAAUAAUUUUAAGUCCUCUUGGGACCCCCCUGUUGGAAGUUUGCUUUGGCUCCCUAGUGGACCCCUGCCCCCUGGCUGAGAACCACUGCCAUCACUGUAAUUAAAAAAUGAAUGCUUAUUUUACUGUUUGAAGGAGAUUCUACUUGAUUAUUUUAAAACUGUAACAUAGCUGAAACUAUGGUGACCAUGGUGUCUUUAAAAUAGAUGGGGCAAUACUGUGUCUCGUUAUUCAUUUCUUUAAAAAUAAAAAUAAAAAUAAAUAUUUAAAUUUU